Messenger RNA from Pisolithus orientalis, 717 nucleotides. RefSeq lists its product as uncharacterized. The annotation marks the transcript as partial. The transcript has a single exon. The record is from RefSeq and is a predicted model, not a curated record. Lineage: Eukaryota; Fungi; Basidiomycota; Agaricomycetes; Boletales; Pisolithaceae.
AUUGCUGCAUUCCACAAGGUAUGUAUGGAAAAGUGUCUCAACAGUGUUGUGGAACCAUUCUGGGUGGAUUGGGGGGAUGCAUGUCCAUCAGUCUUUCUCACACCUGAUGCACUCCAUCAAUGGCACAAGUUUUACUUUGACCAUUGCUUGCACUGGGUUAUCAAUAUUAUCAGAGGUACAGAACCUGAUCAUCACCUUGCUCUCCUUCAGCCAAGAAUUGGGACAUGUAAUUGGCUGAAUGGAAUUUCCACCCUCAAGCAGUGCACAGGCAGGGAACAUCAUGAUCUCAAAAAGGUACUGCCUAUUGUCACCACAGGGGCAUUGCCAGAUGAUGUUCUUUGCACCAUUUGGGCAAUUACUGAGUUUAUUUUUCUAGCACAGAAUGUCUAUCACUUCAACAAGACCCCACAUUCAUUCACAGAAGCACUGCAGGAGUUCCAUCACUAUAAACAAAGUGUCAUUUCUGCUGGAGGUUGCCAGGGAAAAAAUGGACCACUUCAACACUUCCAGAUCCCAAAGCUGGAGUUGGGUCAACAUGUUGUAUGGAGCACAUGUGCUAUGGGUGCUCCUUACCAAUGGAGCAGUGACAUCAUCGAAAGGUGUCAUAUUACCCAUGUCAAGGCUCCCUAUCACCUCUCCAAUUGCCAUGAUUUCCAUAAACAAUGUUGUUGUUUUCUUGAUCAACAAGAAAAACCACAUAGUGUAGUCACACUUUAG